Messenger RNA from Hypanus sabinus (Atlantic stingray), 15459 nucleotides. RefSeq names its product homeobox-containing protein 1-like. Bases 349 to 1581 code for a protein of 410 amino acids. The record is from RefSeq and is a predicted model, not a curated record. The transcript has 10 exons. Gene Ontology annotation, biological process: positive regulation of DNA-templated transcription. Lineage: Eukaryota; Metazoa; Chordata; Chondrichthyes; Myliobatiformes; Dasyatidae. Gene Ontology annotation, molecular function: double-stranded telomeric DNA binding. Gene Ontology annotation, cellular component: nucleus.
UCAUGGCGGGUGUGGGGCAGACAAAGGCGUUGUUGUUCAGCCUUCAACUGGAGAAUGAAACAACUUUUUGAUGGUUUUUGUUUAAAUAUAUGCGUCUAGAUGAAGGAAUUACUUCUUGCUGAAAAGAAUUAUCUCAUAUUUAAAUGGAUGAGGGUUUCACACUAAUCUCAGAGGAAGCUGAGCAGGUGCUUCUUAACUGCACUACGUUUACUUCUGAGCUGGUGGACCAUUACCCUCUGCCCUGCGUUCCAUGAGCAACCUCACCAUUGCACAGACCUGGAGUCAGCGUCUGAAAGUUCCAUGGGCCUCUUGACAUAGUACAAAUGUGGACAGAAAAGCUGCACCAUAAUGUCACACUACACGGACGAGCCUCGGUUUACCAUUGAGCAGAUCGAUUUGCUUCAGCGACUCCGUCGGAGCGGGAUGACCAAACGGGACAUCAUCCAUGCUCUGGAGACCUUGGACCGUCUUGACCAGGAGCAUGCGGAAAAAUUUGGCAAGCGGCACUGCCACGGCAACAGCCACUCUUCCUCCGGCAGUAGCAACCACUUCACUGCCUCGUCCUCCUCUGUCACCGCUGCCACGCAGACCCCGUACAGCGCCACGUCACCAUCGCCAAGCAACAGCUAUGAUACCUCCCCACCCCCGUGCAGCGCUCACUUGAAUGGGCGGGAGAGCAGUAGCAACGAGAAACUGUCCGUGGUCAAUGGUAGGCUGUCACCCAGCCGUUUCCACAGUAACAGCCAGAGGAUGUGCAACUUCCAUCCAGUGGAGGAAGACAUGGACCUGGAGGAAAGAGUUGAGGAGCUCAUGAGGAGAGACGGCACCACUGUUAAAGAGGAGAUUAAGAAUUUUCUUUCCAAUCGGAUGAUUUCCCAGACGAUCGUGGGCCAGGUCACAGGGAUGAGCCGAAGUUUCAUUUCCCAAUGGCUUUUGCAGCAAGGACUGGACAUCUGUGAGCCCAAGAAACGGACGCUGUACCGAUGGUACCUUCUGGAGAAAAUGAGCCCAGGAGCCACCUUAAACAUGAGGCCUGCCUCCUCCACCACAGAAGACCCCGAGUGGAAGCAGUCAACGCCGGCCAACGUCGCAACUCCGGGCAACUUCCGGCUCCGCAGGGGCAGUCGCUUCACCUGGCGCAAGGAGUGCCUCACUGUGAUGGAAAGUUACUUCAAUGAAAACCAAUACCCAGAUGAAGCUAAGAGAGAGGAGAUUUCAAAUGCUUGUAAUGCAGUCAUCCAGAAGCCAGGCAGAAAGCUGACAGAUUCUGAACGUGUAACUGCCCUGAAAGUCUACAAUUGGUUUGCCAAUCGGAGGAAGGAGAUCAAGAGGAGAGCAAACAUUGAAGCAGCAAUCCUAGAAACGCAUGGUAUCGAUGUACAGAGCCCAGGUGGAUAUUCCAAUAGUGAUGAUAUCGAUGGGAGUGAUUUCCUGGAGCAGGAUGACAACACAAGUCACAGUGAUCCCCAGCAAGAUCCCAUCUCGCUCGCUGUUGAAAUGGCCGCAGUCAAUCACUCCAUCCUGGCCCUAGCCAGACAAGGAGGUGGUGAGAUAAAGAGGGAAGUGGUCGAAGAUGACUGAAAUUGUGUGAUGAAACAACUGAGAUUUGGUACAUCAUUGGACUACCCUAUCCUUAAUGUAAUCUCAAUAUAUCUGUGCGUGAUCUUAUUUUGAACUAGUUAAUAGGGUGCUCUUCAUUCGAUUGCAGUGUUAUCCUGCUCGGAGCCUUGGGCAGAAAUUGUGCCUGUCCCUCCGCAGCCCUCCACAGUCCCGCAUGGAGGAGCUGCUACAGUAGGGACCAUUCCUGCGGUCCUCUCAUCCCAGCAUGACAUGUGCCCGAGCCCGAUGCCUGGAACCUCAAGACAAUGCUUAACAGGCCUCUGCUGUCUUAGCUCAACAGGUCUUCUCAGCCUCUGCCGGCCCACUGCUCCGUAAGUGUCUCCCUUGUUCUGGCUUUCCAGCGCUGUGGAUGAACAGAUGGCAACUUCCAUUUCCAGAUACACCCCUCUCACCCAAGCCUGCCUGGAAUUAUUGUAUCCGGCUGUAGCUUCUGUUACCAGUGUGGGUACCAGGUGCAGGUACACAUCUGACUGUUGGAAGUAAAAUAGAGGAAUGCAGGCUCAUCUCCGUGCUUGCAGGGAGGAAGGAAGAGCUCUAGAGGGUGCAGUGUUUGUCUUCCAUACCAACGCAAGAAUUGACAGUAGAUCUGAACAUGCAGUCACUGAGAUGGGGGACGGUCGCUGCUAAUGUCCGAAUGAAGAACAACUGAACUAGACCUACUAUAUGUAUUAACACACGACUGUUACCAGACCAACAGUGAGAAUCAUAGGAGCCAAACGUGACAGAUUGCCUGAUUACAGAAACAUAGAAAAUAGGUGCAGGAGUAGGCCAUUCGGCCCUUCGAGCCUGCACCGCCAUUCAGUAUGAUCAUGGCUGAUCAUCCAACUCAGAACCCUGUACCUGCUUUCUCUCCAUACCCCUGAUCCCUUUAGCAGCAAGGGCCAUAUCUAACUUCCUCUUAAAUAUAGCCAAUGAACUGGCCUCAACUGUUUCCUGUGGCAGAGAAUUCCACAGAUUCACCACUCUCUGUGUGAAGAAGUUUUUCCUCAUCUCGGUCCUAAAAGGCUUCCCCUUUAUCCUUAAACUGUGACCCCUCGUUCUGGACUUCCCCAACAUCGGAAACAAUCUUCCUGCAUCUAGCCUGUCCAAUCCCUUUAGAAUUUUAUACGUUUCAAUAAGAUCCCCCCUCAAUCUUCUAAAUUCCAGUGAGUAUAAGCCUAGUCGAUCCAGUCUUUCUUCAUAUGAAAGUCCUGCCAUCCCAGGAAUCAAUCUGGUGAACCUUCUCUGUACUCCCUCUAUGGCAAGAAUGUCUCCUCAGAUUAGGGGACCAAAACUGCACACAGUACUCUAGGUGUGGUCUCACCAAGGCCUUGUACAACUGCAGUAGAACCUCCCUGCUCCUGUACUCAAAUCCUUUUGCCAUAAAUGCCAACGUACCAUUUGCCUUUUUCACCGCCUGCUGUACCUGCAUGCCCACCUUCAAUGACUGAUGUACAAUGACACCCAGGUCUCUUUGCAUCUCCCCUUUUCCUAAUCGGCCACCGUUCAGAUAAUAAUCUGUUUUCCUGUUCUUGCAACCAAAGUGGAUAACCUCACAUUUAUCCACAUUAAAUUGCAUCUGCCAUGAAUUUGCCCACUCACCUAACCUAUCCAAGUCACCCUGCAUCCUCUUCGCAUCCUCCUCACAGCUAACACCGUCGCCCAGCUUCGUGUCAUCUGCAAACUUGGAGAUGCUGCAUUUAAUUCCCUCAUCUAAAUCAUUAAUAUAUAUUGUAAACAACUGGGGUCCCAGCACUGAGCCUUGUGGUACCCCACUAGUCACUGCCUGCCAUUCCCGUUUACUCCCACUCUUUGCUUCCUGUCUGCCAACCAAUUCUCUAUCCACAUCAAUACCAUACCCUCAAUUCCGUGUGCUUUAAGUUUGCACACUAAUCUCCUGUGUGGGACCUUGUCAAAAGCCUUUUGAAAAUCUAAAUAUACCACAUCCACUGGCUCUCCCCUAUCCACUCUACUAAUUACAUCUUCAAAAAAUUCUAUAAGAUUCGUCAGACAUGAUUUUCCUUUCACAAAUCCAUGCUGACUUUGUCCGAUGAUGUCACCUCUUUCCAAAUGUGCUGUUAUCACAUCUUUGAUAACUGACUCUAGCAUUUUCCCCACCACCGAUGUCAGACUAACCGGUCUAUAAUUCCCUGGUUUCUUUCUCCCUCCUUUUUUAAAAAGUGGGGUUACAUUAGCCACCCUCCAAUCCUCAGGAACUAAUCCAGAAUCUAAGGAAUUUUGAAAAAUUAUCACUAAUGCAUCCACUAUUUCUUGGGCUACUUCCUUAAGCACUCUGGGAUGCAGACCAUCUGGCCCUGGGGAUUUAUCUGCCUUUAAUCCUUUCAAUUUACCUAACACCACUUCCCUACUAACAUGUAUUUCCCUCAGUUCCUCCAUCUCACUAGACCCUCGGUCCCUUACUAUUUCCGGAAGAUUAUUUAUGUACUCCUUAGUGAAGACAGAACCAAAGUAGUUAUUCAAUUGGUCUGCCAUGUCUUUGUUCCCUAUGAUCAAUUCACCUGUUUCUGACUGUAAAGGACCUACAUUUGUCUUGCCCAAUCUUUUUCUUUUCACAUAUCUGUAAAAGCUUUUACAGUCAGUUUUUAUGUUCCCUGCCAGCUUUCUCUCAUAGUCUUUUUUCCCUUUCCUAAUUAAGCCCUUUGUCCUCCCCUGCUGGUCUCUGAAUUUCUCCCAGUCCUCAGGUGGGCCGCUUUAUUUUGCUAAUUUAUAUGUUUCUUCUUUGGACUUGAUACUAUCCCUAAUUUUCCUUGUCAGCCUCGGAUGCACUACCUUCCCUGGUUUAUUCUUUUGUCAAACUGGAAUGAACAAUUGUUGUAGUUCAUCCAUGCGAUCUUUAAAUGCUUGCCAUUGCAUAUCCACCAUCAACCCUUUAGGUAUCAUUUGCCAGUCUAUCUUAGCUAAUUCACGUCUCAUACCUUCAAAGUUACCCUUCUUUAAGUUCAGAACCUUUGUUUCUGAAUUAACUAUGUCACUCUCCAUCUUAAUGAAGAAUUCCACCAUAUUAUGGUCACUCUUACCCAAGGGGCCUCGCAAGACAAGAUUGCUAACUAACCCUUCCUCAUUGCUCAAUACCCAAUUGCUGCAGUUGAUGACCUGAUCAUUCCGUUAAAGUGGCAAGAGGAAGUCAUUAUCAUGUAGAUCAACUAACACAUCACUGAUGAGCCACUUUGAGUUAAGGGGCGAUCAGCCCAGUUGUUGCAUGGUCCAAGGAAGCUUCGAGAGUCAUGGUUAGCUCAUCAGUUCUGUUUCAUUCCAUGGCUUCAUGCAAGCCGUCACUCACAGAGGAAUUCUCAGAAAUGAGUCUUAUCCUGGAAGUCUUUAUGACUGACGUGCCCCUCAGAUUGCACUGAAUGAAUUGUGAUUGCGAGUUUCCUUAUGGUUCUCAGUGGGUGAGGGUGGGGACCAUGGCAGUUUCUCCACCAGAUCAACGCCUGCACAAGUUGUGUGUGGCGUGGGGACUGAAGCAUAGAGGGACUCUCCACUUCCCAGGAGAGUUGGGGGAGGGAAGAGAUGGAAGUUAAGAGAUCUUAUUGCCGUGUGGUAACAUAGAUUCAUGUUGCCUGCCUCUCUGAAAAAGGAAUGUUUACUAAAUGUCUUUAGCCCAACUCAGAAAAUGCAGUUCUAGUAUGGAAUACGGGUUUGGGAAUGUGUAUAAUCAAACUUGGGCAGACUUGUAGAGUAGAUGCAGUCAUACUGAGGCCGAGAUAAAUUCCCUGUCUAAUGGAACCAUUACUUUCAAAUACUGCCGAUGCUGGAAAUACUCAGCAGGCCGGGUAGUAACCAUAGAGAGAAAAUAGGAGAGAUUUCAGGCUGAACAUCUUAUCAGAAUAAAGAAAAGUUGGAGAUACAACAAAAAAAUUAAAAAGCAUCUCUCUAUAAACACCAUCUAUCAUAAUGGGCAUUUUCAGUCACUCUUGGGCGUCUGGGCAGUUAUGCUGCUUCACACCCUUUCAUUCCACAACUUCGGGAUAUAGGUUAAAAUGCAUCUACUUUGUCUCCCUCUUCCCAAUCACACAUUAAAUGCAGGCAUCUUUUCUUUUGUUCCCUAAAUGACUUAGAAUAUGUGUGGUCUUCGUAGAUGCAGCAAGAUUUGGCAAUCUCCUCCAACUGCCAGUGGUGAUUCAGACUAUAAAGGGAAGCAGUCUACUUAAACCAUUUUUGUUCCUUAGCCAAUAGGCAUUGAUUUCAUAUUGAAGACAUCGCUACCAUUGAGUGUUAGAAUGGGAGUUAGUGGUAUUUGAUAGUCAAUGCAAUCUCGAUGCUCUAAAGGGCCUGUUGUUGAUAUAUCUUUUGAGGGAGGUGCCAUCAGAACCACAAGAUUGAAGGAUCAUUUCAGAACAACUUCUUGCAUUAAGCAACAAUUUGCAGGAAGAAUUCAGCAGAUAAAGCAGCAUCUGUUGGGAAAAGGGGAUGAGGAAUAUUAGAUGUUCUAAACACAAAACAUAGUGGAGAUGUAAGAACAGCACACAAAAAAUGCUGGAGGAACUCAGCAAGUCAGACAUGGAAAUGAGUAAACUGUCAACAUUUCUGGCCAAGACCUUAGCGGGACUCAUCAAGUCCAGAUUAAGGGUCUCGGCCCGAAACACUGGCUGUUUAUUCCUCUCCUUGAAUGGAACUCUGCCUGACCUGCGGACUUCCUCUAGCAUUUUGUGCCUGUUACUGUAGAUUUCCAGCAUCUGCAGAAUCUCUUAUGUUUAGGAAUUGUAGAUGUUUUGGGUUGAAACUCUGCAUCAAUCCUGACAUCAGAUUAAUUUGAAUUUUCACGUAACAAGAGUUUGGCUCCACACCAACAAUUCCUUUCCUCCCUCAGGUGCUGCUUCACCUCAAGCAGAAUCUGCAGCUUCACGUUCCAGCAUCUACAGCCUCUUGUGUCUUAAUGUCUUGCAUUGGUUUUGCAAGUGUGGAUGCUGGGGCAAACAGAUUGCUAUCAAAAAGAGAGAUUUAGUUGUCAUCUAAGCAGCUGGGAAAAUAUGGAGAUAUGUUAUUCCUUCUUUCCAGGUUCACAGAGAACUUCACAUUAAUAAUCAUGAACCAUACUUAUGAAGUUACAUGCAGUAUCCAUUUUGUGCUCAGUCAGUGAUGAGAUGAAAGACAAAUUGAUCUGCUUUUGAUGGUUGAAGGUUUUCUACAGUGCCGUUCAUUGAUAGAAUAUUGGAAAGAGUGUAAAAUCUCAAGAGCAGGGGUUCCCGACCUUUUUUAUGCCAUAGACCCUUACCAUCAACCAAAGGGUCCAUGGACCCCAGUUUGGGAACCCUUGCUCUAGAGCUUUAAUAGUUGGGCUGUCAGUUUUCUCCUUUUAUUUGGAGCUCCACCCACCUGCCUACCUCUUCUAUAAGCACUGAGUACCUGAGUUAUUGUACAAACACUGAAGCCGCAAUGUCAGCAAAGAACGUUAAAGUUAUGUGUACCUUAUAACGUCAAGGAUUAACUUGCUUAAAGAUAUCAAUUAAAUGCUGCUGAUUACUAUAAAAUUACAAAUAAACUAAAAAAGUCAUAACUUCUCAAUUAGAUGUUUGUAUUCACAAACAAGAUGCACUUUUGCAGGUGAUACUAACUUAAUAUGAUCAGAAACUUGGGGCUGCUGUGGGUUCAACUGUGUAAUCGAUUGGGUGAAAGAAUGAGGAUAAUUUUAUUCUCAGCUUGCCUGUAGUAUUCAAUAAUUUACCCUACCAUGAUCUCUGGAGCACUGUUAACUUGGUUAGGAGCACAUUUGCCGUAGCUCACUGGAACCGUCUUCUCUCCCACCUGCAUUGUCGGAGAAACAGGGAGGAGUUGUUGAGUGGAGACUGAUGGGAUUUCUGAUAGCUAGCAUAGACUUGAUGGGCCAAAUGAGCUUAUAGGCUGUGUAAAAUGAUAUAGUUACAUGAUAGAACUAGUGGGAGAAUUCCCAGGGUAGUAGGCUGGAGAGUUUCAGCAGUCUAGAUGAUCCGUGAUCUAGAAGAAUGCAAGUUGAUCUCACUGAGAGUCUCAGAAGACCAGCCAGUCGGUGAAUGUUCAGAGUUCUCUUUGGAGCCUCAUUCCAGGCUGGGUGAUCCGUGAUCUCACUGAAACAUUCAACCCCUUACAGGCCCGACAGUGCAGACCGAGACGAUCACUCACCUGUCUGGGAUGUUUAGCAGUAGUGCAAUCACUCAAGUAGAGUAUGAAAUUCUUCUGUCUAUUGGUGGGUCCUCAGCUGGCUGUAGAGGCCGAGCGAGAUCCACAUAUUCUGGUGCAGUGUGUGAGUGGUGACUGUGGUCAGUGGUUGGGUCUUUUGUCCGUUCAGGCUCUCCUUUCGAAGCUGCCGCUUGUUCUCUGUGGCACAGGGGAGGUUGCUCUCGUGUAGUGCAGCUCCCUCUUGGACAGAUUUCCUCCCAGGGCAUCUAUUGAGUGCAAUGUUCCCACAGUUUUUAGAUGUGAUGCUGAAUUUCUUCAGGCUGAUUUUGAUGUUAUCUUUGGAGGUGUUUCCUUUGCCCACCUUCCUUCAACUGUGAGUAAAGGAUGUGUCUGGGGAGACUUGAGUUGGGGAUCCGGAUGACAUGACCUUGCUCUUUCAGAGUUGGUGAGGUUUAUCACGGUGGAGAUGCUGUUCAUGCUGGCCGCCUCCACUACAUUGGCGUUAGUGUUCCUGUCCUUGCAGAUGAUCCUCAGAAUCCUUUGUAAGGACUUGUAUUUUUCUAGGGCUUUCUGAUGCCUGCUGUAGGGUCCAUACGGUAAAUUAGGAAGGAGGACUGCUCUAUAGACCACAAGUUUUGUUUGGACCCAUAGGUCAUGAUCCUCAAAGACUCUUCCUUAAUCUUGCAUAGGCUCCACUAGCACUACUCCGGUAUCAUGACUAGAUCUAGGUGUGAGAGGCUGAGAUCAGCCAGGCACUUUGGGUCCUCGAGACAGGUGAAUGUUGAGAUUUCUCUAUGUAGACUCCAUUCGGGGCUUAUUCCAGGUUGAGCUGUAACCAGUCAGGUAAUGGGAUCAGUGCAGGACAGUGGCUCCAACAUGAAAGCCCUUGUGGAGGAGCAGAUGAAGGGCUGUGUUUCUCAUAAACACGAGAUUCUGCAGAUGCUGGAAGUCUCGAGCAACAUACACAAAAUGCUGGAGAAAGUCAGCUGGUCAGGUAUAGUCAGAGAGCCAGUAGGGUUGGUCAGUGCCAUCUGCGGGGAAUAACGCUAGAAGUGAUUUAUGGCAAGGUAUACACCUCUGGAGUUAGAAAAUACGUGAUAGCAUUGCACCGGUGAUAGCUUUAUGUGUGCUUUUGGACAGUUACUGACCAGUGGAUCCAGGACGGCAUCGGGAGCUGGCUGGUCUUCCAUCCAGUGCACCUCCUCUUCUCUCUCCAUCUUCCAACCUCUGCCAACAGGGCCUGGCACUUGUGGGUCCUUCUCCAUAUACCAGCCUGGUAGUUGGCUCGCUGUGCAUGUUUUGUUAAGUAGUCCUUGCAUAGUGGGACAGAAAAGGUGAUACCUGAGCUCAUUGACCUUGGUGGUCGAUGCUUUUGGGGCAUACAAGUGACAUGUAAAUGCCUCCAGUUUGUCCAUCAGUUCUGGGGAGAGGUCCCAUUCCUGACCCAACUCUAAGAAUGUGUCCUGAGUUUCCCUGUUGCUGGUCAGAAGUUUUAGGGCACUUGUCUUCCCUUUGCCUGCAAAAGCGCUUACAGUGUCACAUCCUGUAUAUGUGUGAAACCCGAUGAGAGCCCAAUAAACCUCUAUGUCAACAGUGGCAGCAACCUUCCUGAUGUCUACAAGCCUUGUACGGGUUCUAGCGCCACACUUCUGCAAUAACAGGGCCUCAAUCUUGUCACAAAAUGAUAAAGACAUGAUAAAGACAUCUGUGUCUUCUGAGCAGGUCACUACAGAUUGGUAUCCCUCUCUUGGGGCAUGGGCAGCAUGGAGAAGUAGGCGGCCAUCUGCUUCUUGUUGACUCUGAAGAGCUGACACCUCCUGACUAGCUUGAGAUGUGAUUCUGUGACAUCUGUCAUUCACAGUUGUAUACAGAAUCCUCUCCUGUAGCUUUGCUCUGUACUCCGCAUCCUCUAUUCAUGGACUGUGAAGCUAAUGAGACUAUUUUUGUUACUGACUUUGGUCAAGAGGCUCCUCCACUGCCUCACCAUCUGUGUGCCUGUUACACCCUGCAACUCGUGACCAGUCUCUUCACCCCGUAGAGAUCUUUCACUACUCUUGAUAGAGUUCUCCUUGUGUGUGUCGAACACAACAUCUAUUCUGCUACUCUGACUGCCUUCCCUCAGAGCCAAACUCAGAAUUGUUGUGAAAGUAACUUGAUCACCUUUCACUCUUUGGACCAAGUUCAUUCCAUCAGCGACUGUAGCAGAGUUUCCUGAGAGUUGCUCUUCUACUGCUACAUUCUUCUGCAAGGUUGUGGCUGAAGUAGCUUUAUUUGUCUUUCUCAGUAAUCCUUCUGGUGUGGACAGGGCCCAGGGCAAUGGUCCAAGGGGAUGAGAAAGGAUAUCCUCCAUACGUAGACUGCACCCUUGUGCCAUCACUAUGAUGCGUCCAAAGACCUGUCUGCUUUCAAGAUAAUCGCUCUCCCAUUUGAUUUCACCUCUCUCUUCGUACACGUAUCACUGAAUGUUUUCAGCUUGUUGGUUUUCAUUGGGUCAUGGAAUUUCUUUGCUGGUGGGUCUUCCUCUAGUCUCUCAUCCUUGAAGGUUGCAUAGCAUUGCUCACCAAUCUCGUAUGCCUUCAUCCAGGGCCGGAUUAAGCUAGUGCAGGGCCUGUAGCAUAUGUUAUAAAGCUAUCCGGUUUACUUUUUCAUUGAGCAAAAAACCAAUGAUCUGACUAAGUGUGAAGAUUAUCAACAGCAAACUCGAAGAAAACACAAGCAAAAUUGCGCAUAUGAUGAUUUAAUUGAAUAUAGCCAUGCAGGGAUUCAGAGUGCACAACCUGUUGGCCAGGGGAUUGCAAAGUAGCACUGGUCAUUUGAAAACGCUGUAGUACUUGAUCCCACAAUACGACCCAUUAUUCCUGUUUCCAGCUUCAUCAUGUUUGAAAGCAGUCCACGAGCCUGUUGUCAACACUCUGCCUUCUGAUCAUUGUUAUUUGAAAUGUCAUCCAAGACUUGUUUUAUUACAGAAAAGCUUUGUAAAAGUGCUUUUGUUGCAUCUGCACGAGCUGACCACCUGGUAUCUGACAUUCUUUUCACAAUGGGCAAAUGAGCACCACCAUCAGAUAAUGCAGCAGAAAGUAGAUCCCACCGAUAAGCAGGAAAAAAUGUGUACAGGCUUUAUACAAAUUGAAAGAAAAUUAAUGCUCCUUGACAACAUUCAGCAGCACAUUUUCCAACCAAAUUUAGUGAACGUGCAAAACAUGGAAUGUAAUCUGCAAACUCAUUCAGCUCUUCAAUUCGUGCUUGUGAGCCACUAUACUUGCCACUCAUGUUGCUGGCAUUGUCAUAACUUUGACCACGGCAGUCUCUUAUAUCAAUGUCAUUUUCCUUUAAAAAGUCAAGUAAACUUUGAGCAAGCUGUUCAGCACUAUGACCUUCCAUAUCCAAAAACUUCACAAACCUUUCAGCUGGUCCAGACAGCAAAACAUAAUGCACAGUCAAAGUCAGCUGGUCCACAUUAGAUACAUCUGGAGUAAAACCCAAUGAAACAGAAUCAUACUUGUAUUUCCUCACUUCACCGAUAAUAUGAUCCAGUAUGCUGGAUCCAUUCAGGCUGAUGAAUUCCUCACAUGUUGUUUUAGACUGGAAUGAUUUAUGCCCCCUUCCUUGGUUUGCACGAGCAUUUAUAUGUUCUGCCAGAAAAGGGUCAAACUUGGCCAGUAAUUCUCACAACCCCAAGUAAUUUCCAUUAUGAGGAGAGCCAGCAGAUUCAUCACUACCACGAAAUGAAAGGCCUUGUUCUGCUAAAAACUUUACAACUUCAAUUAUUCUCUCCAGAAGUGUGCACCAAUACUUUUGUUCAGUCUCCAUUUUUUUCAUGAGGUGGGAAUCCACACGUUUAGCUUUGUUUUUGCGCAUUGACAGUGAAAUUAAAGCUUGUCUAUGUGAGGAACUUUCUUCAUGUGGACGUAAUAGAUUGCAUUUUUCCAGUCACUAAACUUUGAUGAACAUCCUGAAGCCAUAAUCUCGCAUGGGAAACAGAAUAGGCUUCCCUUGCUUUCUGAAUAGCAGAACCAAUUUCUUGCAUGUUGCUUGUUUGUAGGUUUAUGAACAUAUGUAAAAUAAGACUUCUGACAGUGCCGAGGUUGUCAUACAGUCGCAGGGAUGAAGAGAAAUCACUCUCAGAGUGUUGACAGUCAUCACUUCCCUUGGCUAUUCAAUAUUCACGAUCACGAUCAUCUAGAUUGUCUGGCCAUUCACCAGUAUCAUUAGAAUUCUUGUUCUUUUGCAUUCAAUGGACGCUGGCUGUUGCUGUUUCGUACCUUCUGCCACACCAGUACUAGUUGUUCCUAUAUUUCCAGCUUCAGUCGUUAUAGCACCAUUACCAUCUCCAUGAACAUCAAAAUAUUCUGUCAACUUAUGUGUUUUUGAUAUCACAAGUUGGUCUCUUCUUUCUUUUGCUUCCUUUGCUUCACGUUUUGCACUUCCAGAAGCAAAAUGACGUCCAAUAUCUCUGGCUCUGUUGCUCUGUUUUAAAAACAUACUCAGUACUUCCGAAGUUUAAUCCAAGGUUACAAAACUAGGGUUACAGUACGAGACAUUGUAGACUGAUCCAAUUCAAUUUAAUACUUGUUUUGUGAAUGUCACAUUAAAAUACUUGAGCAGAUCAAACCAUUGGAAUGUGGCUCCAUUCUCACUGCACAGCCACGUAGAGCCGCUGCCUUGAAAUUUCACAGGGAGAGAUCCGUACCUCUGAGGAGGCAGAUCUGACCAUUAACCCAGCACUGUGCUUUCUGGUGGCUGCACUCCACCUGAGGGCAGAGAGUGCCAAUAGACCGGGCUACCCACUGGUCUGUGAAGCUGGUUUCAUCCAUCGCCAGGGUUUUUAAUUCCAGUCCCUUGAUAAUGCCAAAACAUCAAUAUCACCAGACAUCCUGAUUUUCUGCAGGAGUUGUCCUUACUCCCACCCCAUUCCCAAAUGGCACUUGACCUGGUUACAAUAAUAUUCCUGAUAACCAAUGGAAGAUGAAGGAGUUUAAAUCCCUCGGAAACUAUGUGAUUGACUUGAUUCACUAACAUCCUUCAGGGUAACAAACCCACUGAGAUCUGGACUACCACAGACUCCUAACACACACACACAGGGCCAGACAGCAACUGUGAAGAGGAAGAAACAGUUGCAUUGUGGGCCGAAACCCUUCAUGUGUGAACUAUUUAUUCCUCUCCAUAGAUGCUGCCUGACCUGCUGACUUGCCCCAGCAUUUUAUCUGUCACUGAAGUUUAAGCAUCAGUAAAAUCUUUUGUGUUUAUAAUUUCUCCUACUUAACAUUUAAUGCUCAUUGAUGUUAAGGUAUUACGAGGUGGUGAACAAAUGUGGCUUGGCCUUGUCCUUGUUACAUACUGAAUGUUAGAAUAGAGCCACAAUACAGCAGAUAGCAAGAGGCAGGAAACUUCAGAUAAACUACCUAUCCUGAACACUGGACAGUUAAACAUUUUAUAUUAUUGAUUAAUAAUAUUCAACCUGGUGGUGUUUAGUUUCAACAAUUUGAUGUGGUAACAUGAAACAUCACAAACAUGAGCCGGUGUAACUGUUGUUACAAAUCCUGCAAGUUGUGUCCUUUAGUAAUUUACAUGAAAAAGCAGGAACACAAUGAAAGCUAUGCUCCAUGAGUGACAAUGCAAGCCUUGUCACAUCAAGCCAUUUACCAUUAAAGUGCUUUUUGUCAUGGUUUGGACUGUUGCUUCUAGAGACAGUAGAAAUAGUGAAGGCAAUAGGUUCAUCACUGUGGUCCUGUCAGAUUACCAAUUGAUCAUAACCUUCUGGCUAAUUACUUCCUUGCACCUUUCAGAAGAUUUAGUACAAUCUUACCUGCAGUAGAGACACUGUUCUUUGGUUUGUCCUGUAAUAAGUUGAUGUAUUUUUCUGCUAAGCAGAAAGGAAAUAUGCUGCAUAUUAAGAAAAAACAUGAAAUGCCAGAUUUCUCAUCUUACACGUUGUAUUAGCUAUUUUACCAGGUGUGUGUGUAUGUGAUACAGUUCCACUUGCUCCCUUAAUACAUGCCUCAAAUGUUUGGUAAUUUGUUCCUUUGUACUGUCAUAAAGCAGGGGCAUACUAUUUUUACUGGUGGUGACAAACAGGUUGCAUUCAUUUGAGGAAAAUUACUCUUAAAGGGGAGUCAAUAAGGGACUGCGUGAUCUUGUUGAAAUUAGUUUCUCGAGGUUGGUAUGGGGACAUCCAAGCACUUCCACUCCCCCCAUCCCCGUACUCAGGAGUUGAGAGACAAAGGGGCGAGAGUUUAGUUUUCAGAACCAGUCAUUACAAGCACUCUACUUCAAAGCUGAUAUGGAAGGCCUCUUCAAUCCUGAAACAGGAGUAUGACUUCAAAAUCAGAAGUUAUAAAAAUCUGCUACUACUGUAACCAUCCUCUUUAAUGACUGAUGCCAAUUACUGCUCAACCUGUUUGAGAGUGGGAAUCACAGGUACCCAGAGAAGCAAAUCAUCUUAGAACACAGAACUGGCACAGUGUAGCAGAUCACCAUUCAGCCCAUCAAGUCAGCUCCAUCAGUCCCAGUACAGGAAAUAAACCCACUUAUUUAUCUAAUUUAUUUAAAUUUCUCUUUUAAAAGUUCCAAAGGAUUCGGCCUCAAUCAGUCCCCAGUACAUUCCAUGUUUUUACCCUCUCCCCUCACUUUGCUGAUGAUGCGCCCCCCCCCCCACUGAAGGGAAAGUGAUGAAUGUUUCUGGCCCUACCACAGCAUUGUGGUGAAGUGGAUAAAAUUUACUUUGUCCUUCCUGUUCUAAAAGCAUUCUUGAGUACACAUUAGUUGCUGAUGUCCGGAAGCUUCACCGUCUCCCUUGUCACAGUUCAAAAAGGAACCGUGAUUGUCCUGGUUUAGAGCAUCAUCAUCCCGUGCAUACCCACACCAGUUUUAUUCCUCCUAUGGCUUAGCAGUGAGAUCCGCUCAUCUGUGCCAAGGAAUUGGGCCAAUUCAGAUUUCUGGAUCCUUUUCCUUGCAGCCAAGUUAUUGCCACAGCUCUGUUUCGCCACGGUUCUAGCCUAUUCUCAGCAUUUGAAUUAACCAAGUGUGGAUGACAAGUAUCAUGUUGUGUUUUCCAAACAUAAGUAGCAGCUUCAAGCUAACAUGGUUUGACCCUUGAAGUGUGAUCUCGGAAAACUUGUCUUUCUCACAACUCCCAGAUUCUAUCCUCAUAUAGUCACCUGAAAUGGGAAGCAUACAGUCAGGUAAAACACUGUGGACUAUACAAAAUCAGCUGGUACAUUCUCACAAAAGCCGCAUCAAGCAGGUGAUAAUUUAAAAUUAUCCCAAUCAAAGGGCUGAAUAUAAUCAAUUUAGUUUAGCCACUGUGUUCCCAUAGCCAGGCUAGGUGAAGCGAUGAAUGUUGGUACCCGCAUCUAAAAAGCAGGCUUUGACAGAUUUGCUUGACAGGGGUAUGGAGGGGUGAAAAGGGCUGAGGGUGGUGAUGGAGGACAUGUAGGAAAUGUGACACUUCUACAUUAAAAUGGUCACUUGAUUUCCAAACUGGAAGCUGAACAGGAUAAUAUUUAAAAGCCUUAGUUUUUUUACCAAAUGUAAUAUGCUGAGCAGGUGUAUUUUCAUUUGAGUCCUGUGUAUGUUUUCUGUUCCUAUUCUGGAUUAGUGCCUUUUUUGGACCGUUCUGCAAAAAAAAGUAAAAAUGUCAUGAUGCUGUUUGUACAGUUUGUUUUAACAAAUUAUUAUUUUGUAAAAUUUUGGUUAAAUCUCUGUAUUGUACUAAGUAGGAAAAAUAAACUAAUUUAAAUUGUC